GAUCGGGAUCGUUUUAUGGAUGAGUUUUUUGAGCAGGUGGAAGAAAUCCGUGGGUUCAUAGAGAAGAUCUCAGAAAAUGUGGAGGAGGUGAAGCGAAAGCAUAGUGCCAUCCUCGCUGCCCCAAAUCCUGAUGAGAAAACCAAGGAGGAGCUGGAGGAAUUGAUGUCUGAUAUCAAGAAGACCGCCAACAAAGUGCGCUCCAAGCUAAAGAGUAUUGAACAGAAUAUUGAACAUGAGGAAGGGCUGAACAGAUCAUCAGCAGACUUGAGAAUAAGGAAAACUCAGCAUUCUACCUUAUCACGGAAGUUUGUGGAGGUGAUGUCAGAAUACAAUACAACCCAGACUGAUUACCGGGAACGGUGUAAAGGAAGAAUCCAAAGACAGCUGGAAAUAACUGGCAGGACCACCACCAGUGAGGAACUGGAGGACAUGCUGGAGAGUGGGAAUCCAGCUAUAUUCUCCUCUGGGAUCAUCAUGGACUCCAACAUUACAAAGCAGGCAUUGAAUGAGAUUGAGACCCGGCACAGUGAGAUCAUCAAGCUAGAAAACAGCAUCCGUGAGCUCCAUGAUAUGUUCAUGGACAUGGCCAUGUUGGUGGAAAGCCAGGGCGAGAUGAUCGACCGCAUUGAAUAUAAUGUGGAACACUCCGUGGACUAUGUGGAGAGGGCUGUGUCUGAUACCAAAAAAGCUGUAAAGUACCAGAGCAAAGCACGGCGGAAGAAGAUUAUGAUUAUCAUCUGCUGCGUCAUUCUGGGAAUUGUCAUUGCUUCUACUAUUGGUGGAAUAUUUGGCUAA
Molecule: messenger RNA, 795 nt
Organism: Protobothrops mucrosquamatus (brown spotted pit viper)
Lineage: Eukaryota; Metazoa; Chordata; Lepidosauria; Squamata; Viperidae
Gene: STX1A
Product: syntaxin 1A
Exons: 9
Coding region: 16-795 (259 amino acids)
Biological process (GO): intracellular protein transport; exocytosis; synaptic vesicle fusion to presynaptic active zone membrane
Cellular component (GO): endomembrane system; presynaptic active zone membrane; plasma membrane
Molecular function (GO): SNAP receptor activity; SNARE binding
Source: RefSeq, a predicted model, not a curated record